Messenger RNA from Diachasmimorpha longicaudata, 6284 nucleotides. Its product is annotated as inositol hexakisphosphate and diphosphoinositol-pentakisphosphate kinase 2. The transcript has 18 exons. Gene Ontology annotation, molecular function: diphosphoinositol pentakisphosphate kinase activity; inositol hexakisphosphate kinase activity; 5-diphosphoinositol pentakisphosphate 1-kinase activity. Gene Ontology annotation, cellular component: cytosol. Lineage: Eukaryota; Metazoa; Arthropoda; Insecta; Hymenoptera; Braconidae. Bases 264 to 5912 code for a protein of 1882 amino acids. The record is from RefSeq and is a predicted model, not a curated record. Gene Ontology annotation, biological process: inositol phosphate biosynthetic process; inositol metabolic process.
CCAAGUUUUUUUUUCAAAGAUGUUCGCAGAGUGACAAGUGUGCUCCGGAAUUAUUAUUAUUAAAAAAUAACAAUAACACGGGUAUUGCUUAUAAACAAAUGCUUGACUUGUACGAAAUUCUUGGAAGGGAGUAGGAGGAAGAAUCAAGGAAAAUCGUUGACCUGAGGGAGGAUAGUAUCGUUGGUGGAAGAGUGCUUAAAGAAGACGAACUUUUCGUUUAAAAUCGUCCAAAUUUUGAGGUUAUCAAUGAGAGUACUCUGGACAUGUCGUACACUGAAUUGGAACAUGGGUAUCAGGAUCUCCGGAGUACUAGUCGUCCGAUGUUCUACGUAGGUGAUAUCGGCGCAGUACCCCAGAAUCUUGUAGGCGGGAUACCGUCUGCAAUCUACCGGUCAAGCAAACGCGGCGAGCUGUCGGACGGGUGUGUCAGCGAGGAUGGGUGCAUGGGAGGAAGCGACCUCGACGGCGAGGGCAAACAAGUCCUGGUGGGAAUAUGCGCUAUGGCCAAGAAAUCCCAGAGUAAACCGAUGAAGGAAAUUCUAACUCGUCUGGAGGAGUUUGAGUACAUAAAAAUUCUGGUAUUCAGUGAGGAGGUGAUUUUGAAAGAGCCUGUAGAGGAUUGGCCGGUUGUUGAUUGUCUGAUAAGUUUCCAUAGCAAGGGAUUUCCCCUCGACAAGGCCAUCAGUUACGCAAAUCUCAGGAAUCCAUUCAUCAUUAAUAAUUUACCGAUGCAGUACGACAUUCAGGACAGAAGAAGGGUUUAUGCCAUCCUAGAGAAUGAGGGCAUUGAAAUACCCAGAUACGCAGUGCUCGAUAGAGACUCAGCCGAUCCAAAACAAUUUAUUUCAGACCACGAAUUGGUGGAGUCCGAGGACCACGUGGAGGUCAAUGGUGUAACGUUCAAUAAACCAUUUGUUGAGAAACCGGUGUCAGCUGAGGAUCAUAAUAUUUACAUUUAUUAUCCUACGUCUGCGGGCGGUGGUAGUCAGCGUUUAUUCCGAAAAAUUGGUAGUCGAAGUAGCGUUUAUUCUCCAGAGUCUCGAGUACGAAAGACUGGCUCCUACAUCUAUGAAGAUUUCAUGCCGACCGAUGGUACGGACGUUAAGGUGUACACAGUGGGCCCCGAUUAUGCCCAUGCAGAAGCCAGAAAGAGUCCAGCUCUGGACGGAAAGGUGGAGAGAGAUUCCGAGGGAAAAGAAAUUCGAUAUCCUGUCAUCCUAAGCAAUGCCGAGAAGCUAAUAAGUAGAAAAGUCUGUCUGGCUUUCAAGCAGACCGUCUGUGGUUUUGAUCUCCUGAGGGCAAAUGGAAAGUCAUUUGUUUGUGACGUCAAUGGCUUUAGUUUUGUCAAGAAUUCCAAUAAGUAUUACGACGACUGUGCCAAAAUCCUGGGGAAUAUGAUACUCCGGGAAUUGGCACCGACUCUGCACAUUCCUUGGAGUGUUCCAUUCCAAUUGGAUGAUCCACCGAUUGUACCCACUACCUUUGGGAAAAUGAUGGAACUGAGGUGUGUGGUGGCAGUGAUUCGGCAUGGAGAUCGCACACCAAAGCAAAAAAUGAAAGUAGAGGUCCGACAUCCAAAAUUCUUCGAGAUCUUUGCUAAAUAUGACGGUUACAAACACGGCCAUGUGAAAUUGAAACGCCCUAAGCAGCUCCAGGAAAUUCUCGAUACAGCGAGGAGCCUUCUCGCAGAAAUCCAGCAUCGAGCGGCCGGGCCAGAACUCGAGGAGAAACAGGGAAAACUGGAGCAACUCAAAAGUGUCUUAGAGAUGUACGGCCAUUUCUCCGGUAUUAAUCGAAAAGUUCAGAUGAAGUACCAGCCACGAGGCAGACCCAGAGGCAGUUCGUCCGACGAUGGUAACAGCCACAAUCGCUUGGGUGAACCUUCACUGGUCCUUAUAUUGAAGUGGGGUGGAGAGCUUACGCCGGCGGGUAGGAUUCAGGCCGAGGAAUUGGGAAGAAUUUUCAGGUGCAUGUACCCCGGUGGUCAAGAGGAUGACUCAGAGAUGUUACCAAGCCACGGGGAAUACGCAGGGGCUCAGGGUUUAGGUCUAUUGAGGCUGCACUCCACCUUUAGACACGAUUUGAAGAUUUACGCGAGUGACGAAGGUAGGGUCCAGAUGACAGCAGCUGCCUUUGCCAAGGGUCUUCUGGCGCUAGAGGGGGAGUUGACACCGAUUUUGGUGCAAAUGGUCAAGUCUGCUAACACUAAUGGGCUUCUUGAUAAUGACUGUGAUAGUAGCAAGUAUCAAAAUAUGGUAAAAACCAAGCUCCACGAGCUUCUACAGCAGGAUCGAGACUUCACCCCGGAGGAUCGCGCGCAGAUAAAUCCCAGCAACGCCCUGAGCAUCAAUGACGCCCUGGACUUUGUAAAGAAUCCAGUCAAAUGCUGCCAGCACGUGCAAUCUUUGAUUCAAAAAUUAAUGGACAUUGUGCGCCUGAAAAAAGAAGAUCCAAAGACGAAAGAUGCAAUUCUCUAUCACGGCGAGACCUGGGAGUUGAUGGGACGUCGCUGGGGAAAAAUCGAGAAAGACUUCUGCACGAAGAACAAACGCUUCGAUAUCUCGAAAAUACCGGAUAUUUAUGACUGCAUAAAGUACGAUCUCCAGCACAACAAUCACACGCUGCAGUUCGAUCACGCUGAGGAGCUCUACAUUUAUGCAAAGUAUCUCGCGGACAUAGUGAUCCCACAAGAGUACGGGUUAACAGUCCAGGAGAAGCUGACAAUAGGCCAAGGCAUCUGCACACCUCUUCUGAAGAAAAUACGUGCUGAUUUGCAGAGGAAUAUCGAGGAGUCAGGGGAGGAGACUGUGAACAGACUGAACCCGAGGUACUCCCACGGUGUUUCCAGUCCUGGUAGACAUGUGAGGACUCGUUUGUACUUCACCAGUGAGAGCCACGUGCACUCUCUAUUGACCGUCCUCAGGUACGGGGGUCUCCUUGACGUCGUUAAGGAUGAACAGUGGAGACGAGCUAUGGAGUACGUGUCGAUGGUGUCGGAGCUCAACUACAUGUCCCAAAUAGUGGUCAUGCUCUACGAGGAUCCGACCAAAGAUCCCAGCAGCGAGGAGAGGUUUCACGUCGAGUUGCACUUCAGUCCCGGCGUCAAUUGCUGCGUCCAGAAGAACCUGCCCCCAGGUCCUGGCUUUCGUCCUCACUCGAGGAAUGAAAGUAGCCAUAAUCUAGAGACCAAUUCACAGUGUAGCACGAGGAUUGAGGAGGAGGAGGAGGCCUUCCUGGGUGAUCUAUCGAGCCCGAUAAGUCCUCAGGAGACGUCGGAUUCAUCUCCACCGCUUAUCGAGACGGAGAACGCUGAUUCUACUCUGGGUAGUCCAACUACGAGUCGAGCCAUCGAUAUGAUGGAUCUGGAUCCUAAUAUGAUGGAUGAGCCUUAUGAUUCUGGCUUUCUCCAAGGCUCAGCGCCCAUUCCCAUCAGUGCUAGGACUGUCGCAGGACAUGAAGCUGCCAGGCUGGGAAGCCAAUUGGCUGCCAGUCAGAGGCAGAGGCGCGAGAGAGAGGCGGCUGCCAGCAUUAGUGAGCCUAGAGCCCGGAGUUACGAUCAUCAGAGGCAGGAGAAGCCGGAGAAAGCUGCAGAAAAGCUGCAGUAUCAGAGUCUGGAUGCUGUCAACAGAGAAGACAAAUCACCUCGGUCGCGUCACAAUAGUCCGCCAACACUCUCAGAAUCCCGUAAUCUCCUCGGCAUACCAAUGGCACUCCCAUACACACUAAGCUCACCGGAGUUUCCAGCGCCUCUCUUGGACUCCCUCCAGGAGCACGGACCCCUGGUGACCCUUCACAAUACCUCCUUGGGCUCGCCCAAAACAAAAAGACCGUCGAUUCAGAUAUCUGAAGACGUUAAGCCUUUUCUUUCCGUACCCCAGCGCUACGGCCGUUCGCAGUCGACCUUGACACUUCCAGUGGUGGAAGUCCGCGGUGAGUUCGUCCCGGUACGCUCCCGAUCCCUAUCACCAAGCCCUAGAGUACAUUGCCAAUGUUAUAACUGCAAUAUCUCCGAACUAAUACUCCAAAGUCAUGACUUGAGUCCCUCUGAGCGCUCAAAUUUGCAAACUUACUUCGCCCGCUCGAUGUCACGUAAAUUUAUCAAUUGCUCGUGUUACGGUGUUUACGUUGAGGAUCCAGGUGUAGUCCGCCGCCAGGGUGAUAUUUCGAAAAUAAAGUCAAUCGAUCAGUCAAGAGAUCGUCAUUAUCUCGUCAUUAAAAAUUGUCAAUUAAAUUUUGAUAAAUACCUCCGUCAUCGAUUAAACAAGUGCCACUCGUGGCCACUCAUUGUGAGGACCGAGGCUGAUACCAGGCAUGCUAGUUUACCACCAGUAUCAUCAUCAUCAUCAUCAUCAGCAUCAUCAUCAUUAUUAUUCUCCUCUGAUUGUAGUAAUAGCGCAACGCACAGUCAUUGUGUUAAAUAUCACAGUAGUUAUGCCUGUAAGCACGAUGAGAGAUACAGAAAAACACAACUGUCGAUUACCUUAUCCAAAAUCCACGCGCAACGAUCCUUCUCAUCCCCAGACACAAGACCUACGAUCAUUCAACCUGACCCUACAUGCACAGCAAGGCGCCAUCGUCACAGUAUCUCCGGGCAGAUGAGUUAUUUCAAACUACUGGGGUACAACGUUACCAAGAAGCUAACUGGUUCGGCUAAUAGUUUAUUCAGUACUGCUGUUAUCAGUGGCUCAUCAAGUGCUCCAAAUCUUAAGGAUAUGGUGCCGCAGCAUGCCUCAGCUGUUGCAGCUAUUGAAGGGUUCGGUGGUGUCCCACCUAUACGACCUUUGGAGACAUUGCACAAUGCUCUGUCGCUUCGACAGUUGGACAGCUUCUUGGAGAUGAUGACGAGUGCACCCUUGUUCAGAACGCCAGCAUCGUCUCCACCGAAAUUUCCAUCGCCGGGGGGAUCUCAGGGGUCCCUCGUGCCACAUUUGUCUAUUGGAGUUGCCAUGGAACCGUCCAGGUACAUUUCCACGUCUGGCCUUGCGUACAAGACGGGACAGGAGGGAGAGGCUGGCGAUCAUCGAGGACAGUUGUCUCCAACGAGUCCAAACAGCACCGGCUGGAGCAGCGAACCCCAAUCAUUCCUCUCCUCAGAACCGUCAUCUCCUGCCCCGACAUCAGCAGGUGAAUGUAGUAUGUCGAUAAGUCUCAUCAGCAACGACGGAAGUCAGACAUUCGGGGGCCCCAAAUUCUGCGCAGCUCCUUGUCUGGACAUGGACUUCAACGACUUUUGCAUGGUGAUGGAUCAGGACAGUAGGGAGGGUCGAGGCAGUAUAUCCUACACAGACUAUUACAGCAGCGAAGACGGUACAAUUCGAAAGACGAUGGAGGAGCCCAAGGAGUCAUCAAUGGAAGAUGAGGAGGAACACACGCUCACCCUGAGGCAGACUAACGAGCAAAAGAAGCAAGACGUCCAGUCGAUCUUUGACCAGAAGUCCAGUGGUUUCAAAAAAAUCGGAAGGUUCCGAGUAGAGAGCAUGGAGAUCGCCGAAGAUGACGUGAGGAUUAAAUCUGAUGUCUUGAGUUCAUCCCAAUCGCUGGAGAAAUUAAAGUUUCACAGCAUUUCACCCUUGAAGAAGGAAGGGAGUGAUGAUGGAAAGAAGUCUAGGAGCCUCAGAGUCAAGAAAGGAAAGACUAUUUUGAGAUCCCAGAGUGUCUCCGGGGCACAAACGAAUGACAACGCUGAACUUACUGGCGUCUACGAGGGAUCACUCUCAACUACGAAAUUGGGGAGUUUUUCCACGAUGACUGGAGGUGAUUUGGAGCAUUGGAAGAAGUCCGCUGAGGAGAAACCUGUGAGACCGGACUCAUCCGCUGACGCCGCAGAUGAGCCAACUCUCACUCUCGCUGCGAGCCUCAGGGGUAACUCCAAUGUCACCAUUGGAUUUGAUAUUAAAAGUGAUAAAGAGUGAGAUAUUUUCAGUUGGAAGUUAAGCCAUUCCGAAUUCGUGAGCUGGUAUCGGAGAAUGACUCUGUGAGGACUUUCAUGUUUGUCAUAGUAUUUUUUAAAAAGUGCUUAGAAGCAUUCUAGAGCCUUGACGGAAAAAAAGUACCUGGUUACUGGUGCUUAGGAUCAUUCUAGAUAGGAACGAAACAUUCGUGUGACGCAAAUCAGCUGAUACUUAAUAAUUAAUGUAUUAGUAGUAUAUCUUUUUGUAAAUUAGUGAUUUUUUUUUUCAUUUCAGCGGAAGCCAUGCGAUUGUUAAUUAGAUUAUUUGUAUGAAUUAUUGUUAAGUAGAUAUACGUCCAGAUUAUAUGAUGAAUAAAUAAAUGUUGAACAUAAA